AUGCAGUCCCCAGCUGCCAGUGCUGGGGGCCUCAGUGGCCUCCUCUUUGGGGCCUACACACUCCCCACCUUCAAGUUCCAGCCUCGUUGUGAGAGCAUAGACUGGAGGCGCAUUAAUGCCCUGGACGUGGACCGUGUGGCCCGGGAGGUGGAUGUGGCUGCUCUGCAGGAGAAUAUUGAUGGAGUCACCUUCUGCAACUUGGAGCAGGAAGCCUGCAGCUGCUGUGGGCAGCCUGUGGACCCAGUGCUCCUCAAGGUGCUGCGUCUGGCACAGCUCAGCAUUGAGUACCUACUGCACUGCCAGGAGUGCCUGAGUGCCAGCAUUGCUCAGCUGGAGGUGCGGCUGCAGGCCAGCCUGCGCCAGCAGCAGCAAAGCCAGGUGGAGCUGGGCCGCCAAACUGACAAGCUCAAGGUUGUGAGGAAGGAGAGCCACCAGCGUCACAAGAUUAUCAGCACCCUGCAGCAGCUGCUAGUGCAGACAGACGCCCACAGCUACUACCCGUGCCACCUGUGUGACAAGACCUUCAUGAGUGCCACCUUUCUCCAGGGCCACAUCCAGCGCAGGCAUGCAGGCGCGGCAGAAGGGGGAAAACAGAAGAAGCAGGGACAGCCAGCGGAAGAAGUGCUGGAGGAGCUUCGGGCCAAGCUAAAGUGGACCCAAGGGGAGCUGGAAGCUCAGAGGGAGGUUGAGAGGCAGAGACAGCUCCAGGAAGCAGUAAUCAGUCAUCAGAGGGAAGUAGAAGCUAGGAAAGAACUGGAAGAGUGGAAAGAAAAAGAGUGGACCAAGCUUUAUGAAGAAAUAGAUAAGCAAAAAAAAUUACUGGGCGAUGAAUGUAGAAGUAUCACCAACAAGUAUUCUAUUCUAGAAGAGAAACUGCAGGCUCUGCAGUCCCGCAGUGUAAUGGAGUCCAACCUCGGAUCACUGCGGGAUGAGGAGUCUGAGGAGAGACUCAGGCAGACACAGGAGCUGCAAGCCCUGAGACGGAAGAUGGAAAUUCAGAAAAUGCAGUGCGAGAGGAAAGUGAAGAACCUGCAGGAAGAGCAUGCGGCUGAGAUGAGGGAGCCGCAGGAGGAGAACAAGAGGGUCCAGGCCUCCCUGUCUCAGGAUGAGAGGAAGGCAGCUGCCCAGGUCCACCACCAGAUCAGCGCCCUCCACACCCAGCAGCAGGAACAAACCGGGCUCAUCGCCUCCCAGGAGGAGAGGAUCCAGACCUUGGCCCUCAGGAAGGUGGAGGGGAUCCAUGAGGCACCGAAGGCUGCGGACACAGAGGAGGACUCUCCUGAGGAAGAGCUGGUGGACUCCCGAGAUGAGCUGUGGGAGGUGCUGGCCACUCUGAGGCGAAAUCCCACCCUGCCCGCCCUGUUGAAGCAGUUCAGGCCAGUCCUGGAGGACACCCUGGAAGAGAAACUGGAAAGCAUGGGGAUAAAGAAGGAUGCAAAGGGAAUCUCGAUUCAGACGUGCAGACACCUGAAGUCCCUGCUGAGAAUCCAGCGGGAGCAGAAGGCUCGGAGGUUUUCCCAAUUUCUGAGUCUGAGGGAAAAGCUCAUUGAGGAAGCCACCAAGAGAGUGAAGGAGAGACAGGAGAAUGGGGCCGUGGUGUCCCAGCCAGCCAGCCAGCCCCCAGUCAAAAGCCAGCGGAGCACCCUGGUCACCAAAGAGGCCAAGUCAAAAGCCAGAACUGUGCAUGUGGCAUCACCAUUCAAGCCACCCACACCAACUCUUCAGAGCCACAGGAGCCACAGCGCUGGCCUGCCCCUCGGGUCCACCCCUACUCCACACCCCAGAGCGCAUGGACCCUCCAAGACCCCUGCUUCCCUGGGACCUGGGCUGAGCACACCCCCGUUCAGUUCUGAAGAGGACUCAGAGGGAGACCCUGUGCAGGGCGUGUCCCUGCAGCCCCCGCAAGCUUUUUCUAGGAUGGUGCCCCGGCCGGAGGAUGACUGGGACUCGUCUGACACCAAGACCUCGGAAGAGGACUCCCAGUCCCCUGGCAAGGACUCGGCUGGGCUGGCUUCCUCGGGGCUGGGCCGACACAGCGAUCCUGAGUGGGCAGGAUCUGCAGCAGGCAGCUGCAGGGAGCAUGCCAGCCAGGCUCCACACCCAGUCACAGGAGCAGGGAGAGGUCAGGGAAAAACAGUGAGUCAGCGCUGCCUUUUGCAUGCAGUGACCCUCCUUCAGGCGAGUGGCCGAGGCAGGCUGCAGUCCACCCCUCUGCUCGGCUACCUCUGUGGGUACGAGAGAGGAGGAUGGGGGGACACACUAGAGGUGCUUCUCGCCCUCCUGCCCAUCCUGGUGGAUAGAGCAGCAGUGCCCUCUUCUAUGGCACCUCGAGGCGAGAGAGAAGGGUCUCCCUCCAUGUCGCCAUUCCCGGGGGCUCACACGUGCUUGGCUCUGGGCGGAUUUUUUUGCCAAAAGGAUAAUUGGGAGUGUGGUUUCUAUGGAGCUAAGCUGGGGACCGAGGGGCAGCACAGAGAGCGGCAGUGGACCUUUGUGGCAGGCCGUGUCAUGUUGCCACACCAGCCUCUGCGCCACAGCAGCACUUCCAGUCGUACUGGACAGGACUCUGCCCUUUUCAGCAAGCAGAGUCAGAUAGAAAUUCAGCUUGUCGCUAAGCUGGGGACCGAGGGGCAGCACAGAGGGCGGCAGUGGACCUUUGUGGCAGGCUGUGUCAUGUUGCCACACCAGCCUCUGCGCCACAGCAGCACUUCCAGUCAUACUGGACAGGACUCUGCCCUUUUCAGCAAGCAGACUCAGAUAGAAAUUCAGCUUGUCGGUGAAAAGGGCAUCAUAGAGAUUUAA
This is a messenger RNA of Galeopterus variegatus (Sunda flying lemur), 2799 nucleotides long. RefSeq names its product DAZ interacting zinc finger protein 1-like (gene DZIP1L). The record is from RefSeq and is a predicted model, not a curated record. Gene Ontology annotation, cellular component: ciliary basal body; cytoplasm. Gene Ontology annotation, biological process: cilium assembly. Bases 1 to 2799 code for a protein of 932 amino acids. Lineage: Eukaryota; Metazoa; Chordata; Mammalia; Dermoptera; Cynocephalidae. The transcript is spliced from 16 exons.